UGCGGAAGUAGUGACAAGUGACGCAAAACAUCGCCGCACGGUGAUCGGAAUUGGACAGUGCUUUAAAUGACAGCGUAGAAUGGUAAAGAAACUCAAUCAAACGCCAAGGAAUAUUAAAGAAAGUCAAAAAGAACUCUAUUCUGAGCUAAACUGAGGCCGGGUGUGCAGUAGUCAUGGCUGAGGCCGGUGCUCAUCUGACCUCCAGCACUGUUCGGGACCAGCCGUCCAUCUUUGAGGUUCUGGCUCAGGAGUCUCUGAUGGAGGCGGUGAAACCAGCGCUGAGACACGCUGUCAAGGUUCUUGCAGAGUCCAACCCGUCCCGCUUUGGUUUCCUGUGGCGCCGCUUUGACGAGUUCUACCUCCUGCUGGAUGUCCUCCUGCAGAAGCACUUCCUAUCCCACUGUAGCGCUUCCUUCUCGGAGAACUUCUACGGUCUGAAAAGGGUUUCAAUGGGGCAGGGUCUUCCUGUUGGCCUGGGCCUGCACGCCAAAGCCCGCUGGCGCUCUCUUCUUCUCCUGUGCCUCGUGCCGUACUUGCGGGCCAAGCUGGAGGCCACCUUUGCGCGCCAAAGGGAAGAAGAAGACUUCUCCAUACGGCUGGCGCAGAGCAGGAGUCAGAGGCUGUACCGGGCGGCCGUGGCGGCCUACCCGUAUGUCAACUCGGCCUGGCGGGCCUGGAUCUUUUGUCAGCAGCUGCUCUUUGUCUUCGGAGCGGCGCGCACUCACAAUCCUCUGCUGUGGCUGGCGAGGGUUCGACUGGCUCGACUCACCGAUGGAGAUGUCCGAGAGAUGGAGAUGAACGCAAGCAAAGGGGGAAGUCCGGCUGGGGACAGUGUGUUGCAGAGGGCGUGGUGGUUGACCUCACAAGCGGCGAAGGGCGUGGCCGUCUCCCUGUCCACCUCCCUCUCUCUGGGGGUCUUCUUCUUGCAGUUCCUGGAGUGGUGGUACUCUUCUGACAACCAGGCCACAGUGAAGAGCCUCACGUCCCUCCCCGCGCCCCCGCCCCCCCUCCACCUACACACGGCCGACCUCAAGGAGGACAGUCUGCGUGAGGCGGCGGCCGACGUGUCGCGGUGUCCACUCUGCAGGAGGCUUCGUGUAAACGCCACGGUGCUGUCCACGUCGGGUUUUGUUUUUUGUUACCGCUGCAUCUACACGUAUGUGAAAGCCAACCGUCGUUGUCCUCUCACCGGCUACACGACUGAACUGCAGCACCUCAUUAAAAUUUACUCGCCAGACACUUAAAAUUUGACGCUCUAAUAGAGCAACUUCUCCUACCUAGGCUUGAGAUUUGGAAACUGUGUGAUAUCACUGUGUGAUAGAGACUUUGUAAAAGUGCGAAAAGAGUAUCUUGAGGAAUAAUUAAGUCAAAUAAGUUGGAUGUCCAACCAAUCACUUUUGAAUGACGUGUUGGUCACCAAUGUGUACUGUACUUUUCCAACGAAUCAAACUUUGUAUCAAAUGUGAAUUAUCAUGGAUCUACUUGAUCAAAUUGUACUUAAAAUCUUUCAACUUGU
Syngnathus acus (greater pipefish) is the source of this 1516-nucleotide messenger RNA. It is a transcript of the gene pex12, whose product is annotated as peroxisomal biogenesis factor 12. Gene Ontology annotation, biological process: protein monoubiquitination; protein import into peroxisome matrix. The coding region runs from base 174 to 1244 and encodes 356 amino acids. Gene Ontology annotation, molecular function: ubiquitin-protein transferase activity; zinc ion binding; protein binding. Gene Ontology annotation, cellular component: peroxisomal importomer complex; peroxisomal membrane. The record is from RefSeq and is a predicted model, not a curated record. The transcript is spliced from 4 exons. Lineage: Eukaryota; Metazoa; Chordata; Actinopteri; Syngnathiformes; Syngnathidae.